Messenger RNA from Lycium barbarum (goji berry), 2444 nucleotides. RefSeq lists its product as uncharacterized. The coding region runs from base 189 to 2078 and encodes 629 amino acids. The transcript has 10 exons. The record is from RefSeq and is a predicted model, not a curated record. Lineage: Eukaryota; Viridiplantae; Streptophyta; Magnoliopsida; Solanales; Solanaceae. Gene Ontology annotation, molecular function: beta-glucosidase activity. Gene Ontology annotation, biological process: glucan catabolic process.
UAAGGGACCAUCUUACUUAUUUUCUCGAGGCAUUCACAUGGCAACUUCCAUUCUGUAUUAUAUAUACACAUUCACACACAAAUUCUCAUCUACCAGUUUUAAAGUUGUCUGCACGAUUAUCCAUUUUUUAUCAAACUUGAAAGCUCAACAAAUUGUUCUAGUAAAAGGCUAUUGAGGGUGAAAAAAAAAUGGGGAAAAUGUCAAUACCCAUGAUGGGUUUUGUGUUGUUAUGUCUGUGGACUGUGGUAGCAAAAGGAGAAUAUAUGAAAUACAAGGAUCCAAAACAGCCAUUGGGUAUGAGAAUCAAGGACUUGAUGAAAAGGAUGACUCUUGAGGAGAAAAUUGGUCAGAUGACUCAGAUUGAGAGGAAAGUUGCCACACCUGAUGUUAUGAAGCAAAAUUUCAUUGGGAGUGUCUUGAGUGGUGGAGGGAGUGUACCUGCACCUAAGGCCUCUGCUCAGGAUUGGACCAAUAUGGUAGAUGAGAUGCAAAAGGCUGCUCUUUCAACUCGUCUUGGAAUACCCAUGAUUUAUGGAAUUGAUGCGGUUCACGGUCACAACAAUGUCUAUGGAGCUACAAUCUUUCCUCACAAUGUUGGGCUUGGUGUCACCAGGGAUCCUGAUCUUGUGAAGCGUAUUGGGGCUGCAACUGCACUUGAAGUUAGAGCUACAGGAAUUCCAUAUGCUUUUGCUCCCUGCAUUGCAGUAUGUAGAAAUCCUAGAUGGGGCCGUUGUUAUGAAAGUUACAGUGAAGAUUAUAGGAUUGUGCAAAGCAUGACCGAGAUCAUUCCUGGUCUGCAAGGAGAUUUGCCAGCUAAAUCCAAGAACGGUGUUCCUUACGUUGGUGGAAAGACUAAGGUUGCAGCCUGCGCUAAGCACUUUGUGGGAGAUGGUGGAACGGUGAACGGUGUUGAUGAAAGCAACACUGUAAUCAACUCAAACGAUUUAUUUAGCAUCCACAUGCCUGCAUAUUAUGACUCGCUCAGAAAGGGUGUUGCAACGGUUAUGGUGUCUUACUCAAGCUGGAAUGGAAGAAAGAUGCACGCCAACGGAGAUCUAAUCACUGGCUUCCUAAAGAACAAGCUCAAGUUCAGGGGUUUCGUCAUUUCCGAUUGGCAAGGGAUUGACCGGAUUACUGACCCACCUCAUCUUAACUACUCUUAUUCAGUUCAAGCUGGAAUUAGUGCAGGAAUCGACAUGAUUAUGGUCCCCGAGAACUAUAGAGAAUUUAUCGAUGCUUUGACUUCUCAAGUGAAAGCCAACAUCAUUCCCAUGAGCAGAAUUGAUGAUGCUGUGAAGCGGAUAUUGAGAGUUAAAUUCGUUAUGGGUCUAUUUGAGAACCCAAUGUCUGAUCCUAGCUUGGCAAAACAACUCGGUAGCCAGGAGCAUAGAGAAUUAGCUAGGGAAGCAGUUAGGAAAUCACUUGUGCUCUUGAAGAACGGGAAAACGCCAAGUCAGCCACUACUUCCCCUUCCAAAGAAAGCGCCAAAAAUACUUGUUGCUGGAACUCAUGCAGACAACUUGGGAUACCAAUGUGGAGGCUGGACAAUCGAAUGGCAGGGCGUUGCAGGCAACGAUCUUACAGUUGGAACCACCAUCUUAAAUGCUAUCAAGAAAACCGUUGAUCCUUCAACACAAGUAGUCUACGAGCAGAACCCUGAUGCGAACUUUGUAAAGUCCAACGGAUUCUCCUACGCCAUUGUGGUCGUGGGUGAAGUCCCAUAUGCAGAGAUGUUUGGAGAUAGCUCAAACCUUACAAUAACUGAACCGGGCCCCAGCACCAUCAGUAACGUCUGCGGGGCAGUGAAGUGUGUUGUAGUUGUUGUCUCUGGUCGUCCAGUCGUGUUGGAGCCUUACGUUGCGAAAAUGGAUGCUGUUGUCGCUGCAUGGCUUCCCGGAACUGAAGGCCAAGGCGUUGCUGACGCUUUGUUUGGUGAUUAUGGCUUCACUGGAAAACUCGCUCGAACUUGGUUCAAGUCAGUUGAUCAGCUUCCUAUGAACUUUGAUGAUUCACACAAUGAUCCGUUAUUUCACUUUGGAUUUGGACUCACAACAAAGCCAGUGAAAGGCAACUACUAAACAAGAACAUGAUUCAAAGUCAUUUUGUCAUUCAGCCUUGAAGUGGAGCUAUUUUUUCAAAUUAAGAGCUGACUUGAGUACUAUUAUUAUGUGUAACCAAAGAAAGGAAAGAGGGAACUACUUAUAUGUAUUCAAUUUAUUUCGCAAUUUGUGCAAGCACUUGGCUUUCAGAAAACAAAAGUGGCAGAAGCUUGCCACAAAAUUAAGCCAGUGAUCUUGCUAUUUUGUUUUUCAUUAUUUAAAGCUGGUGGAUUUUGCCCAUGUAAUAUGGUUUAGGCACUGAAUGUGGAGUAUUGAAAUAUUAUGAACCCCAUAUGGAGGUAUUAAUUAUUAAUUGAUAAUGAGGAUUCAUAUAUCCGAACUCAA